Trichoderma aggressivum f. europaeum is the source of this 1038-nucleotide messenger RNA. RefSeq lists its product as uncharacterized. The transcript has 9 exons. NCBI's taxonomy places the organism in Eukaryota, Fungi, Ascomycota, Sordariomycetes, Hypocreales, Hypocreaceae. The record is from RefSeq and is a predicted model, not a curated record. The coding region runs from base 1 to 1038 and encodes 345 amino acids. Gene Ontology annotation, molecular function: methyltransferase activity.
AUGUCCGACUACGACACUGUAGGAGCCUUCCCGGUGCAAGAGGGGCUCUUCCAACGCCCGGACUGGGGCCACGCUUUCGGGGAUGGCACCGUUCCUCUUGACGAGACUUAUGCAGAGACGGUCAACCACCACGGUCGAGUCUUCCAGCAGCAUGCUCUAGCCAGCAAGACAUAUUUUGCGCCGAUCGAUGAAGAAGAAAUGACGCGACUGGGAGAAAUGCACUCUAUGCUCCGCACCGUGUUCGAUAACAGAUUGAUAUUCCCCCCCGUCAGCAAGCCUGAGAAAAUACUUGAAUGCGGAUUUGGAGCAGCAGAUUGGGCUAUUGAUGUUGCUGAACACUAUCCAGAUGCAGAGGUCGUGGGAUUGGACAUCAGCCCGCAUAUGAUUCCUGAAGUGCUGCCCGAUAAUCUGGAACUUCAGGUUGACGAUCUGAAUGGAGAGUUCACGUUUCCAUCCAACUACUUCGAUGUCGUACACAGCCAGAUGAUGGCAGGCGGAAUCCAUGCAACACGUUGGCCAAGCUAUCUGCGGGACAUGUACCGCGUCCUUCAGCCAGGUGGCUGGUGUCAACUGGUCGAGAUAUAUUUCAACGCUCAGUCGGAUAACGGGACGCUGUCGGCAGACCACGCACUUUCGAGAUGGUCAAGCGGAUACCUUGACGCGAUGCAUCCUCAAAAGGACCCACGAGCGGCUCUGCGUCUAAAGGAAUGGAUGAGGAGUGCAGGCUUCACGGACAUUGAGUCGCGCCUUCUGACACUUCCCAUGUGCCCAUGGCCAACCGAUCCCCGCGACCAGCAAAUUGGUGCCUUGAACGUCAGCAACGUGAGUCAGCUGCUCUAUUCGACGGGCUUGUAUCCAUUCACACAGAUGCGAAAACGUAAAGAGCCAAACGUUGACAUGAUUUUGGGGGACCGCAGUAUGCCAGCGGAAGACUUUCAGCUCUUGGUGGCUCAAGCGAGAAAUGAGGCCAACAAUCCUUCAUACCGGGUGAGAAAAUUUCCAUCCUCGGGCGUCUUUACUAAAGAGCAAAUUGGCUGA